AUUCGGGGGAGGGGAGGCGGCCAUGGUGACGACGGGGGCAGUCUUUUCGUUGACGGACAUGCGGGAGGGCGGGGAGACAGAGCGUGUUGGGGGCACAAGAUGUCGCACGAGGUCUCGCUCUCACCCUCUUAUAGCACAGCCAAUCGUCUGACCGUUCACUUGUACCUGCUAGCUCGAAAGUCCAAAGCUAGCAAGAGCAGGCAAAGCAAGCAAGCAAGCAACCUCUCGUCUGCUGGUCCUCUGCUCGCCCGCACGACAUCAAUCAAGUCUCACUUCCAUAGCCGCCCGCCCCGCUCAACCUCCGGAGACGCCCUCGUCAAGCGCCUUCGGGCGUUCAGGCCACUUGAGUCGCACACAGCCGAAGCGAGGCAACGAGGCGCGGGAACACAGCCAGCCUUCUCCCGCUCUUUCCUUCUUGCGCUAGCUUUCGACGCUACGAGGCCUAAUCGAAGUCUCCCGCUUUGCGUGAGAACGACGAUGGAAGGGUGGACAGAGGACAACAAGAGGGUGAAUCUGCAGAAAGAGAGGCGAAGAUGCCGCGAUAAGAGUCCACGUUGUCGGACUGAUGGCGCUAGUCGCCGCGCCUAGGCGCGUGCGAUUGAGUACGAGAAGGGGUGAAGAGUCGGGCUUUCAAGAGCGCGGUGGGCGUGGUCGGCACGAUGAAGCAGACGAAGGAGAAGAACAAGGAGAUGUAAUCGAUCAGUCUGCACUGACGC
Molecule: messenger RNA, 716 nt
Organism: Jaminaea rosea
Lineage: Eukaryota; Fungi; Basidiomycota; Exobasidiomycetes; Microstromatales
Exons: 1
Coding region: 100-588 (162 amino acids)
Source: RefSeq, a predicted model, not a curated record